This is a messenger RNA of Andrographis paniculata, 2225 nucleotides long. RefSeq names its product embryogenesis-associated protein EMB8-like. The transcript has 14 exons. The coding region runs from base 212 to 1945 and encodes 577 amino acids. The record is from RefSeq and is a predicted model, not a curated record. NCBI's taxonomy places the organism in Eukaryota, Viridiplantae, Streptophyta, Magnoliopsida, Lamiales, Acanthaceae. Gene Ontology annotation, molecular function: monoacylglycerol lipase activity; short-chain carboxylesterase activity.
GAAAGUUCCGUCGCAAAGACGACAAAAUUGGAGGUAUGUGUCGAUAACAGGCGAGGGGGCACAGCUAUCAGUUUCCUUCCCUUGGCCUGCUUUACAUUUCGUGCUAUGGCCGAUUCUAUGCUCUCCUACUGCUACUGCUAGACCGAUUAUUACCCCAACACCACUCCAUCCAUUUCAUUUUCAUUGAAUUCGAAUCGACUUUUGUCCCGCAAUGGCUGUAUCAGAUCUGGUGGAGGCGCUGUCGGGGUCGCCGUACGAGGCGUUGUUCAGGGCGGCGCUGUCGAUACCGCUCUCUCACUAUCUAGUGGGAUUGUCCUUGAUUGUGGCCGUGUUUUUGUAUAACUUCGUCGAGAUGCAUUUCCUGGAGGAUUUUCUCACUGGAUUCAGGGGACAGCCGGUGGUUUUGACUUUCAAUCCCACGUCUCAAGUCUACCGCGAUGUUGUUUCCAAGUGUAGGAUUUUCCGCGGCAGGUAUUUGUCCACUCCAUGGUUGUGCAGUCCGCAUCUUCAGACGAUUUUUGUGCAAUUUUUUGGUAAUCCUCCCGUUGUCAAUUACAGAAGGCAGAUUUUUAUGGCCUCCGAUGGUGGAACUAUAGCUUUAGAUUGGGUCAAGAAUGUUGAAGUUGAUAAGCCUGCACCGCAGGUGAAUUAUUCAUUCAUGCAAGAUGACAGGAAUCCCAUCCUAAUCAUCAUUCCUGGAUUAACAAGUGACUCUAAUUCUAGUUAUGUCAAACAUCUGGCUCAUAAAAUGGCUAAACAUGGCUGGAAUGUUCUUGUGGCCAAUCAUCGAGGCCUUGGAGGUGUAUCAAUUACGUCUGACCGCUUCUAUAAUGCUGGAUGGACAGAGGAUGUAAGAAAAGUGAUUGAGUAUCUUAACUGCCAAUAUUCAGCAGCUCCUAUAUAUGUUGUUGGCACUAGCAUUGGAGCAAACAUUUUGGUUAAGUAUCUUGCUGAGGAUGGAAUCAAUACACCCAUAGUUGGAGCAGCGGCAAUCUGUUCUCCUUGGGACCUUUUGAUUUGUGACAGAUUUAUGAACCGACGACUUGCACAGAGGCUUUACAACAAAGCUCUAGCCAUUGGCUUGAAAGAUUAUGCUCAUUCGCACGAGGCUGUCCUCUCGCGUCUCUUAAACUUGGAAGGUGUUAAAAAGUGUCAUUCAGUUCGAGACUUUGAUGAUUGUGCAACUCGGGUUCUUAGUAACUAUGAGACUGUGGAUACAUAUUACAGGAAUUGUUGCAGUUCUAACUUUAUCAAAGGUGUAAUGGUACCCCUUCUUUGCAUUAGCUCUUUGGAUGAUCCCGUAUGUACAAGUGAAGCUAUCCCAUGGGACGAGUGCAGAUUAAAUAAUAAUGUCGUCUUGGCUACCACAAAACAUGGAGGUCAUUUACCCUUCUACGAAGGUUUAACAGCAAAAAGUGUUUGGUGGGUGAGGGCUGUUGAUGAAUUUUUUUCUGCUCUGCGAUCCAGCCCACUGAGUCACCGUAAAAAGGAGAUUCCCGAUUCAUCUAUCAAUCCUGCACAGCCACCCAUCGAUCACGCCCCAUAUGUCCAAAUUUCAGGAGAUGGUAUGGUCGCAGCAGUGAACAAUGAAACUUCUGAAACCGAAACCCAACACCUGGGGAAAGUGGACGACAAAACCAUGUUUGAAGACGCAACCAAAUCUGAGUCAAAUAUCCUAGAGAAUCAAGAAAGAACCUCUGAUCUCCCUCAGCCCACCGAUGAGCCUAGCGACGUCGCCUGUGCCCCAAAGCACGAUAUCAGUGACAUUACAGCUCCCGUGAAGAGAUCCCUAAAUCAGCUCUGGCGUCAAAACAGAAAAUCGACAUGGCUGCUUUUCUACAUUGCCAUUGUCACCACUUGGCCUGUUGUCGGCUCGGCCCUGUUGGUUUUCUUCCGGAAGAAGUUCAGAGGUUAUUUUUCACCAUCGUCGGUGAGAAGGGGGUAAGCGAGGUUCAGUUAAUUUAUUGUUGUGAACUAUAAUUAGUCAUGUCAUGUCAUGUCAUCCUUGUUGCCAUCAAAAUAGCCGUUGGAGUGGUAGUCGUGUCUAUGUUGUUGUUGCAUAUCAUGAAUAAGUGACGUUGUACCGUUGUGCACAAUUAUGGUAUGGGCUUAGUUUGUUAGUUUACAACUGUAAUAUGUCUAUGACAAAUGCAUUACUUGUGAACCUGUAGACAAUGAAUAAAGAUAACAAAUUCAUUAGUUUGAUUCUCAAGUUUUAUUCCUAA